AUGUCGCGACGCGCAUUCUUUCAAUUUUGUCAUGUGGUCGCGCAGACAUCACAGCAUAGUCAGCCAUCAGCGGUGACCGGUGUCACAUCAUCUCUCUUGACUCCAACCACCACUCGUAAUCCAAAUGCAGAUCUUCACACCAUCGACAACGUCAAGGCCAAGAUUCAGGACAAGGAGGGCAUCCCUCCUGACCAGCAACGUCUGAUCUUUGCGGGCAAACAGCUCGAAGAUGGUCGCACUCUUUCUGACUACAACAUUCAGAAGGAAAGCACUCUCCACCUUGUUCUUCGUUUGAGGGGAGGCAUGCAAAUCUUCGUGAAGACUCUGACUGGAAAGACGAUUACACUUGAGGUCGAGUCUUCGGAUACCAUUGACAACGUCAAGGCCAAGAUUCAGGAUAAGGAAGGUAUCCCCCCGGACCAACAGCGUUUGAUCUUUGCUGGCAAACAGCUUGAAGACGGGCGUACACUCUCCGACUACAAUAUUCAGAAGGAAAGCACUCUCCAUCUUGUGCUUCGUCUGAGGGGAGGUAUGCAGAUCUUCGUCAAGACCCUCACCGGCAAGACCAUCACGCUGGAGGUGGAGUCUUCUGACACCAUCGACAACGUCAAAGCCAAGAUCCAAGACAAGGAAGGAAUCCCUCCGGACCAACAGCGCCUUAUUUUUGCUGGCAAGCAACUCGAGGAUGGUCGUACUCUCUCGGACUACAACAUCCAGAAAGAGAGCACCCUCCAUCUUGUGCUUCGUCUGCGGGGUGGCAUGCAAAUCUUCGUCAAGACCCUCACGGGAAAGACCAUUACCCUCGAGGUUGAAUCGUCGGACACGAUUGAUAAUGUCAAGGCCAAGAUUCAGGAUAAGGAGGGCAUCCCACCUGACCAACAGCGUCUUAUCUUCGCUGGCAAGCAGCUGGAAGAUGGUCGUACUCUCUCUGACUACAACAUUCAGAAGGAGUCUACCCUCCAUCUAGUGCUUCGUUUGCGUGGUGGCCAGUAG
Molecule: messenger RNA, 993 nt
Organism: Mycena indigotica
Lineage: Eukaryota; Fungi; Basidiomycota; Agaricomycetes; Agaricales; Mycenaceae
Product: Ubiquitin C
Exons: 9
Coding region: 1-993 (330 amino acids)
Biological process (GO): protein ubiquitination; modification-dependent protein catabolic process
Cellular component (GO): nucleus; cytoplasm
Molecular function (GO): ubiquitin protein ligase binding; protein tag activity
Source: RefSeq, a predicted model, not a curated record